AUGGUACCCGGAACCAGACUCUUGCUUGGCCAGAGCAGAGACAGGCAGUCUCUCGACAUUAUCUUGUCACCUGAACCAUCCAGCGACCCUGAUGAUCCCCUCAACUGGAGUACUCUGCGCAAGUUCCGCUCCUUCUUCGUGGUAAACCUCUAUUCCUUUAUGGUUGCCGUGGUGUCAUUGUCUACUGCUGUCACCUAUGGUGCACUUAUCGCUGAGUUUCACACCACGGCAUCAUACUUGAAUGUUGGAAGCGCCGUCUCUAUACUAUUUAUCGGAAUGGGCAAUAUUAUCUGGAAUCCCAUGGCACUUCGCUAUGGUCGCCGACCGGUCUAUAUACUCUCUUGUCUCUUGACCGGCGUCGCUCAAAUCGUUGCCGCUACUGCGCAGAGAAGCGACGUCUUUGUCGGCUCUCGAAUAUUGAUGGGCUUCGUUGCCGCGCCAUUUGAGCAGCUUCCCGCCGUGACUGUAAAUGAUCAGUUCUUUGUCCAUCAGCGAGGCUUUGCCUUGUCGAUAUCCUUCCUUGGGCCUCUUGCCACGGGCUUCAUCGUCGAUGGAGUUGGCUGGCGAUGGGUAUACUGGAUCUUUGCCAUCGCAAUGGCGCUCGUCUCGAUUCUGGCAUUCUUCCUUUUAGAGGAAACUGGUUACACUGCUGUCGGUCUCACGAGUCUGUCGCCCCUCGUCGGCAGCAUGGUCCUCUUUUACGUAGGAGGAGCUGGAACGGAUCGUUUCAUGAUCUGGCAGGCCCGCCAAAACAAUGGCGUCAUGGAACCGGAAUCACGCAUCUACUCCGCGUUGGUGGCGGGACCCAUUAUGGGCGCUGGGCUUGUUCUCUACGGAGUCGGAGCUUCUUCCGGGCUGCCAUGGAUUGUGCCAGUCGUCGGAAUGGGGCUCAUUGGAGCAGGAAUCCCAAUUGCGGGAGAAGUAUCACUGGGUUAUCAAAGAGCCGAAAUAUUUAACGAAUAUUGGCGUCCCUGUAGGCCACCACCGAUAUCUAGGGAUUAG
Ilyonectria robusta is the source of this 1002-nucleotide messenger RNA. RefSeq names its product major facilitator superfamily domain-containing protein. Bases 1 to 1002 code for a protein of 333 amino acids. Gene Ontology annotation, molecular function: transmembrane transporter activity. The transcript is spliced from 5 exons. Gene Ontology annotation, biological process: transmembrane transport. NCBI's taxonomy places the organism in Eukaryota, Fungi, Ascomycota, Sordariomycetes, Hypocreales, Nectriaceae. The record is from RefSeq and is a predicted model, not a curated record.